AUGGAAUGCAGGACCAUCUGGUGUGAUGAUAGCAGUAUAGCGAUAGGGGUUGUGUUGGAGAUUGAAGGCACCGAGGUAGAGGACGCAGCCUGGCUUCGGAAAGCAGACGACUUUAACCAUAUUAAUGUCACCGAAUUAGACGCAGUGCUGAAGGGGGUGAACUUGGCCCUGAAAUGGGGGCUGUGCUCAAUUGAAAUAAAGACGGAUUCAGUCACUGUGCUUGGCAGGGUAGGAUCAGUGAUCAACAGUGAGAGGAGAGUUCGAACGAAAGGUACCAUGGAGAUAUUGAUGAAACACUGUCUAGGAGUUCUAGGAGAAUUGAUUGCCAAGUUCAGACUGAAGCUGAACGUGGUUUUCGUACCUUCAGAGAGAAACAGGGCAGAUGCACAGACCAGGGAGAAAAGGGCAUGGUUGGGGGAGCCGGAGGAGGCAAAGAAAGGGAUAGCUCUGGCAUGUUGGUUGGAUGACUUUGAACUGAAGAGACUGCAUGCUAUGCAUCACUUGGGUGUGGACAGGACCCUGUAUCUCAUGAAGAUGAUUGAUGCUGACGUCACUAGGAGAAGCAUCCGGAAAGUGGUCGGGAGCUGCGACAGGUGUCAGUCCAUUGACCCUGCUCCGUGUGGGCAUGAGCAAGGAAACCUUUUGGUGGAGCACAACUGGAAGAGAGUAGCUGUGGAUGUGAGGCACUACCGUCAGGGAGUGUAUCUCUCCAUGGUCGACUGCAGGCCGGGCCUGCUGGCCAUUUGGAGGGAGUUGAGGAUGGGCAUUGCUAACGAGAUUGCGCAGAUUUUGAAUGGGAUAUUUUUAGAGAAGGGUCUCAUGGAAGAACUGCUAAUGGACAAUGAGGCAGCUUUUCAUUCGGAAGUGUUGAGGGAUAUGCACGACUGGUGGAAAGUGUGUCGCUUGUUUAGAGCAGUGUAUAGGCCAAGCGGUAAUGGAAUCGUAGAGAGGCACCAUCAGACAGUCAAGGCCAUAGCGGAAAGAGGGCACAUUUUGCUGCUGGAAGCAGUUUUCUGGUACAAUGUGUCUCCCCGAUCCGAACAAGCUGAAGAAUCUGUGCCACACAGAGCGCUAUUUAAAUAUGAAUGGAGGCAUCAAAGUAAAGCAUCGGAGUGUCACAAGGAAGAGAAGGGACCCGCCUGUUGA
Molecule: messenger RNA, 1146 nt
Organism: Octopus sinensis (East Asian common octopus)
Lineage: Eukaryota; Metazoa; Mollusca; Cephalopoda; Octopoda; Octopodidae
Exons: 1
Coding region: 1-1146 (381 amino acids)
Biological process (GO): DNA integration
Molecular function (GO): nucleic acid binding
Source: RefSeq, a predicted model, not a curated record